Molecule: messenger RNA, 1157 nt
Organism: Scophthalmus maximus (turbot)
Lineage: Eukaryota; Metazoa; Chordata; Actinopteri; Pleuronectiformes; Scophthalmidae
Gene: thap4
Product: THAP domain containing 4
Exons: 5
Coding region: 96-602 (168 amino acids)
Source: RefSeq, a predicted model, not a curated record
UAUAUAAGCACGUCACAUCGACACAGUCUCAUUCUAAUUUAGUGACAGUCACUCCUGUCAGGUGCAUGCAGUCCUACUAGCUGUCGUCUUUAUUAAUGGCGAGUCCUGUGAAUCACCCGGAGCUGAACCCAGCCCUCCUCCCUUUGGACUGGCUGGUAGGCACCUGGGAGUCAGACGUGCCGGGGAAGGGCGUCUUUCCAACCAUAACCCCUUUCCGCUACACGGAGACACUGCACUUCAGCCAUGUGGGACAACCGAUUCUCAACUUCACGUUCAAUGCCUUCCAUGUGGAGUCUAAAAUGCCUCUGCACAGGGAGUGCGGCUUCAUUCGAAUGCAGCCGGAAACCAACAAAGUGGCGUUUAUCAUCGCACAAAACUCAGGUCUGGUGGAGAUUGAGGAGGGUGAGCUGAAAGGGCAGCAGCUGAACCUGCAGACCCACGCUCUGGCUAGAAUUUCUUUUGCCAAGGAACCACAUGUUAAGCAGAUUUCCAGACUAUUUCAGCUCCGACCAGAUGGGAAGCUGGAGCAGACAGUCUCCAUGGCAACAGACAACCAGUCAAUGAUGCAGCACUUGCACAUCACCUACUGUCGGUCAGCUUGACCCAACACAUAGACAGGCUUCUUAUGCAUAAAACAAUUGCCUUAGUCUGGAAUGACAAAGGUUGCUAAAAUAGGAGUCAGAUUACCAUAUAGACAGCUCUACAGUUAUACAACUAUAUAUUUAUAAUAUUAUGGUAUGUGGAAUGUUGGUAAAUCAGCAUAGCUGUAAAAUAAAACUUAACCAUUAAUGGUACAUACAGGAACAUGUUUGUUGAAUAUAAAUAAUUGAAGAUUUUGACUUUUCCAUUAAUUUGUUAUACUUAAUGGCAUCCUCCUCAGGGAAUGGUGGCUUUACUUAUGUUUAUAUUUGUUGACCAGAUAUUUGAUCUUUGGGCUGCAGAGCUUAUAACUCACUGAAAUGAUAUUCACUACAAUGUCAUUUUAUCGUUAUCUUACUAUUGUCAUUGUCAAUAUAGUCAAUAUACUGUAUUUUGAGUUUUUGUUUGUUUGGCAUUUGAUUCAUAGAAUCUUAAGUUAUGUUAUUGGGUUUUUUUUACCUUUUUUUUCUCUGACCGUGUUCUUCCAUCUCUAUCGAUUACAAUAGUUUUGCUGGCAA